CCCCCCCCUCCCCUUCUUUUUCCUCCCGCCCCUCCAACCGCCCCCCUCUCCCGGAUGGGGAAAAAAAAAAAAGAUGUCAGCUCCUCCGCUGUAGUAUUGCUCCUUAAAAACCCCUCUCUCUGAAAAUGACAUGCCCUCGCAAUGUAACUCCGAACUCGUACGCGGAGCCCUUGGCUGCGCCGGGCGGAGGAGAGCGCUACAGCCGGAGCGCAGGCAUGUAUACAUCUGGGAGUGACUUCAGCUGCGGGGUGAUGCGGGGCUGCGGGCUCGCGCCCUCGCUCUCCAAGAGGGACGAGGGCGGCAGCCCCAACCUUGCCCUCAACACCUACCCGUCCUACCUCUCGCAGUUGGACUCCUGGGGCGACCCCAAAGCCGCCUACCGCCUGGAACAACCUGUUGGCAGGCCGCUGUCUUCCUGCUCCUACCCACCUAGUGUCAAGGAGGAGAAUGUCUGUUGCAUGUACAGCGCAGAGAAGCGGGCGAAAAGUGGCCCCGAGGCUGCCCUCUACUCCCACCCCCUGCCGGAGUCCUGCCUGGGGGAGCACGAGGUGCCCGUGCCCAGCUACUACCGCGCCAGCCCCAGCUACCCCGCGCUGGACAAGACGCCCCACUGCGCCGGGGCCAGCGACUUCGAGGCCCCCUUUGAGCAGCGGGCCGGCCUCAACCCGCGCGCCGAACAUCUGGAGUCGCCGCAGCUCGCGGGCAAAGUGAGUUUCCCCGAGACCCCCAAGUCCGACAGCCAGACCCCCAGCCCCAGCGAGAUCAAGACGGAGCAGAGCCUGGCGGGCCUGAAAGGCAGCCCCUCGGAGAGUGAGAAGGAGCGGGCCAAGACUGCCGACUCCAGUCCAGACACCUCGGAUACCGAAGCUAAAGAGGAGAUAAAGGCAGAAAACACCACAGGAAAUUGGCUGACAGCAAAGAGCGGAAGGAAGAAGAGGUGUCCCUAUACUAAACACCAGACGCUGGAAUUGGAGAAAGAAUUUCUGUUCAAUAUGUAUUUGACGCGAGAGCGCCGCCUGGAGAUUAGCAAGACCAUUAACCUUACAGACAGACAAGUCAAAAUCUGGUUUCAAAAUCGCAGAAUGAAACUCAAGAAAAUGAACCGAGAGAAUCGGAUCCGGGAACUGACCUCCAAUUUUAAUUUCACCUGAGCGCGGGGGCCUCCCCUCCCCCUCCCCCUUCCUUCCUUUCCCCGCCCCUCCUCCCUUUGUGCCUGGUGAUAUAUUUUUUUUUUCCUCCCUGAGUAUAAAUGCAACGCGCCUGCAAAAAAAAAAGGCAAAGACCUCAGACUCUCCUCCAAGGGACCUAUGGUUUGUGCUGUGAGGAUGCCUCCAUCUAAAGCCUGAGAAACGGGGUGCCGGGGUGUGCAGGGUGGGGUGUGUCCUUGUAGGUGGGGGUGGGAGUGUGGCUGGUGUGUGUGUCAACCCCUCACUCCCCCACGCACGCACACACAGCAUUCUGUUCUCCAGAAUGUUAAAGUUAAGACUGAACCCACCCGGUUGUAGGGGAAAAACAGGCAGAGGGAGGGUCUGUAAUCUCGGAGAGCACAUCAGAAUCGCUUCUUGUUGCUGCGUCCCCUCCGUAGAAUAAUAGACGUUUGGGAAAGUUCCACUAGUGUUUGUGUGUUUGUCGUAGCGCCCAGUGCCUCCACCAAACCUCCUCGUGUCUGUGCCUCCCAGUCGCUCUGAGAAUCUGCUCGAAGUCUUGUAUUCCUACUGCCUUCUGCUUUCCUCCCGUCUCUCCCAGCACCCCCACACCCCCAUUCACUACCAUCUCAGAAAUUCCAAACAGAGGAACAAAAAAAUUAAACAUAGAACAUAGCAAAGCAAAGGCAGAAUGCCCGCCCCUCCCCACCCCUGCCCACACACCCUCCAAAAUUGCCCUGUCCCUGUCUGGGAGUUGUGUUAUUUAAAGAUAUUCUGUAUGUUGUAUCUUUUGCAUGUAGCUUCCUUAAUGGAGAAAAAAAAUCCUAAUAAAUUUCCAGAGUCGUAAUCCUGAAA
This is a messenger RNA of Oryctolagus cuniculus (rabbit), 2000 nucleotides long. It is a transcript of the gene HOXC10, whose product is annotated as homeobox C10. The record is from RefSeq and is a predicted model, not a curated record. Gene Ontology annotation, cellular component: nucleus. Gene Ontology annotation, biological process: regulation of transcription by RNA polymerase II. Lineage: Eukaryota; Metazoa; Chordata; Mammalia; Lagomorpha; Leporidae. Gene Ontology annotation, molecular function: DNA-binding transcription factor activity, RNA polymerase II-specific; RNA polymerase II cis-regulatory region sequence-specific DNA binding.